GGCGCAGAUGCUCCAGUAGUGCGAUUCACUAACUUUUAACAACGCUACUUGCCGAGUUGUAAACUAACAAUUUUAGUUGUUUGCAGUAACGAUUGUACGAUUAACUAACGUACCCAUUAACAACACUAAGCAGCUGACUUUUGAUUUUUAUUUAAAAUGAUAAGAAGUGGCACCUCUGUCAUCCGAAAUGUCAAAAUCUACGAAAAUCACAAAAGGGAACAGGAAGAAAAUAAAGCAAUUUACACAGAUUCUUCUUAAAAUGAUGGCCUCGACUAGCCAAGCAGCCAACAAGCGGAGCCGAGCUUCAAUGGAGCAGUUAAGUGGCAUGCUGGACUUCUUCUGGGAAAACCCGGGACUAGCCGGUGGGAAGUUUCAUCGGCUUCACGGGAAGAUGGAGCACGAGAAGAAGUGGGAGGAGAUGGCUUCCAAGCUAAAUUCCAUCGGAGGCGCUCAAAAGUCUGCCGAACAGUGGCGUACAGUAAGUAAUAAGCCCAUUAAGUUUGAACGUACCAGCAAGCAAUGGUGCUGUGCGUAUGAACUGGUGAAUAGGGAAAAAUUUAUAAUUUUUAUUAAGGUAUGGCGCGAUUUGAAGAGCCAGUGUUCGAGUGCGCGACAGGAAAAGGCAGCAGGCGUUAACCGGCAACAAGCCCGUUAA
Molecule: messenger RNA, 655 nt
Organism: Rhagoletis pomonella (apple maggot)
Lineage: Eukaryota; Metazoa; Arthropoda; Insecta; Diptera; Tephritidae
Exons: 3
Coding region: 188-655 (155 amino acids)
Source: RefSeq, a predicted model, not a curated record